ACAAAAGGGGUGGAGUUUGUCAAAGACUACAGACCUGUCUUGCAUGCUGGUACUGGUAGUGACAGUAGAUUCUGAACGAGGACGUUCAUGUUGAACUAAUUGCGUCGCUUGGAGAGCUACAAUGGCCUACCAUGCGGAGGAUAAUGAGGGACUCAUGCCUAAUGUUUACCGUUAUGUCUCGCUUUGUAACUGCAAGUAGCCAUGUCAGUAUUAGUAUACCUGUUGUUAUUAGCGCUAUUCUACGGGGAUGGGAUGAGAUUGACCGCAAGCAGUUUGUCUGCCGCGGGCCAGAUGGCACAGCGCGAUGACGACGAUAUUGUAGACUUUAUUGUUAAGGGCGCAGCAGACCAGCAAGUGGUUCAACAAAUUCAGCAUCAGGACCAGACAGCAUCAGUCUACUCGUCAGGCUCUGUAUUCCCUCUGAAGGUCCAGGUCAAUGACAUGUCAACCCGCCACUUCCUGAGCCUAGCCACAGUGGAGGUGUAUGUGAACUACACCAGGACCAACUCUGCUCUCACCACUGAGGACGGUAGAGUUUUUCUUCAUGUGCCCUACCAACUGGGGUUACCCCUCACCAUCGUGGCUAGCAUGGAUAGUUACCUGCUCACCUUGCUGCCUUGGAAAACCACCAGGAUACCAAUAUUUUCAGCUGUGACCAUGUCCCUGUUGUCCAUAAACCAAGGCAACAUCUGGUGGUUUGACGAUUCAGUUCUGAUAACUGGCAAAACAUCUGAUGCCUUGUCUCAGCCCAGGGUCCAGUUCCCUAAGAGUCUUCUGAACCUGACAGACAGAAGAAGCCUCUCCUCUUUCAGAGCUUACCUAACAACGCCUCAGCCUCCCGCUGGGAAAGACUGCUACGCCUACACCACUGGCCUUCUCAUCAACCAGUCAGGAUACAGCAGCAUUGAGUUGAGCCCCAUAGCAGCUGUCAGUGCUCAACUCUUGUCCAAUGGCAGAGAGAUCCAGGUGACCGGGCCAGUACAAAUCACUCUACCCCUGGGGGACAACUCUGGACUGCAGGCCUCUCAUGCUGUGCCAGCCUGGUCCUUUGACCAUACUACUGGUGCCUGGAUGAACAGAGGACUGGGAAUUAUGAAGAUGGAGGAGGGGAAAUUGUUUUGGACCUUCAUGGCUCCUCAUCUAGGCUACUGGAUAGCAGCACCCAUGCCUUCGAUCAAGGGUUACAUGGGACAUGCCACCCCUAUGGACUUCAUCUCCUACCAUAGCUCCUUGAUCAUGGCUGUGCUGGGAGGAACUCUUGUCUUCUUUAUUGGAGUUUUAGCAGUGAUGCUCUGUUGUCAUAGUGAACCUAAGACAAAGAGGAUCCACGCCGCCAAAAUGGCGUCGUUGAAGAUGGACCAAACCACCACGACAAAUGACAACCAACUCUGCGAAGUGUCCUCUCAAGACUCCACCCACUCUGAAGACGUAUCCCACCAAUUAUUAACGAGGAGGGGCGGUGGCAAAUCGGACGAUUCAGCCACUUCCAAGUACAAUGAUGACCUCAACGUUUACAUUGAGGGUACAGAUCUUAUUGGUCCAGAGUCAUCCAGGCCUUUGCAGCAGGCCCUUCUUGUCAACAGCAGUGACAUUCUGUGGACACGGGACAUUUCUGAGGGGAUACAUCUACCUCUCUCUCUCAAUGAGAGCUUGUUCCUCCAGGACAGACUGCUCCACUUCCACAACCAACCUGUGGCUAUCCGCCAUGCUCCGGGGCUUUGGAGCUCACCAGAGCAGCCCUCUCCGGGAUGCAGGUCUGCCACCCUGCCCCGAACAGGUGGGAUGUACGACCUUGGGCAAGGACAAACUGUGGGCAAGGACAACCUCACCCAGACUUUACCCAAGGCCCCUCUGGCCACUCUGGAGCGCUCCCAGGGGCAUGGCAGGGAGGGGCUUCACGGGGACACGUCCACCUUCAAGCCAGAGUCCUGGAGCCGCUACUACAGCAGCCUCCCAGAGUCUGUCUCAGUCCCUGGCACGCUGAACGAGGCCAGAGGAAGAGGAGGCCACCGCCCUGGGGGUGGGCAUCCCUUUUCCAGCGAGCUCCAGGAAGCAGACCAGAAUUCAGAGCAGACUCCCUCAGAGCUCACCAGGGCCAGGCCCUCUCCUCUCGCCCCGCGGGCGUGGUUUGUAUCCCUGGAAGGCAAACCGGCCGCAGAGAUCUGCCGCAACUCUUCCUCCGUCACGGACUCCAAGAGAAAACGUAGGGUGGCGGGGGACAGCCGUGACACCAGUCUUGACUCUGGAGUGGAUAUGAGCGAGCCCAACAACCAGCCAACUGUUGGGAAUAGGCAGACAACGCUGGAUCGUAGUGGCACCUUUGUCAAGAGAGCCACGCUCCGUAUUAAGCCCCCCCUUCUCGUCUCCGGUGAGGAAUUGAUGAAGGAGUGCAGCGGGAAAGGCGCCAUGGGGGGCCAGACCCCCAAUGAUGACGCCCCCCUGGGGACCGUCCUGGAUGUAAGUGGUGCUAGCGGAACUGCUACCAACGUCUCACGGGAGAGAGGGGAGGGGCCGAGUGCUUGCCCAGAGAGACACUGAGUUCAGGGCUAUAUUCAGUUGUGGAAUGUUCAGCUAUAAAUAUAUUAUGUAGAAUAAACAUGUCCCUCUGACAUGAACAAUAAGUAUUCAUGUCAGUUCUAUUCAUGACAUUUCUAUCUGCAACGCUCCACAACGUUUGCCUACUGAGUGUGACCCUGGGCCACCUCACCCCCAGGAAACCAUGAUAAGGAUAAUGACAAGAAUCUGGCAUCACAUGGAGGAAAAGACACUCACAAAGCUGAACUAGGAGCAUGAGCUGAAGUUGUGUAGGUGAAUAGUCAUAGACAUAAAAUUGCACUGACUGUGUCAAUACAUGUUAUGACAAUGCCUAAAGGUGGUGUUGUACAAUCUAUUGUAUUCAUCUGUCGAAUGCAAACACGGUGAAACUUAAAUGAAUCUUAGUUUCACUUCACAUGUGUUCCAUUUCUUACUCAUAACAUAGAAUGCAUUUGUAUAGGCUGCACCUUUACAAACCCGCCAUGCAUGUGCUUUCCUUAAGUUUCAUUGUGACUCAGCCUGUCUGUAAUUGGCUAUUCUCACAUAAAGAAAGUCUGUUACAUACCUGGAAGUAAGCACACAUUUGCCUCAGCAACAUUUUAACUUGUCAGUACGGAAAGUUGUAAGGUCUCCAGAUUUACAUUUACCACCAGAUUCUGCUCUGUUAGAAAUCCUGUCCUGUGGUAAAUUAUAUCUUCCUGUCCUUUAGCCUUUGAACUGUGUGUUGGGUGAGACGGAUGCUCCCGCUCUGUUGAAAACCAGCUGUUGUUCAUCUAGUUUACGGGACUCUAGACUUCUCUCAUUCCACCUCUGCCACUUAAAUGUAACUGCAUGUACUUGUUGGUACUUCACCACGGUCAUGGUUUAUCAACUAAAGUCUAUUAUUCUUGUCUUCCCUAGAUUUUGUACAAUUUAUAAUGGCAUGAGUUGUUGCUUAAGUCAAGAGAAUAUUGAAGGACUAAUUACAUUUUCAAAUAUGCUUGUGUGAGCCUGUUAUGAUGCAUAUGAGUUUUCUUGUAAAUGACUCAUCACUGGUUGGCACAGAGGCUUAUAAAAAUGUGUAUGAUAUUUCAGUUCAACAGAUCACAUACAUAACUAGCAUUAGCCACAACAAUUUGGAAUUCAUAACAUAUCAUACGUUCUGCAAAUUCGUAACGUAUAUUACAAAUUGCAAUUCGUAACAUAUCAUACAAAUUGUAAUUUGUAACAUAUCAUAGGAAAUGGAUGAUGGACAUUCACAAAUGAAUACAUACCAUACGAAAAGUAACAAAUCAUACUAAAAGGCUGUCCAGAUAUAUAUUUACUCUGUUACGUCUACCCCUGAGUCCAGGUUGUUGCCACGUGUAAUUAUUGGUGGUGGUGCUAUUUUUUAUUGACAAAAUCAGGACAAUAUCAUCUUUAAGGGAAAUAUUUUUCUAAAAAAUGCAAGACAAUAUAUUUUGAUUAUGUUGACUAUGGUUCUUUACAUUCCAAAUAUAAAAUGUAAAGGUGCAGUUUGAAGAUUUCCCACCGCAUUACCUUUAAAUGAAAUGUUGAAUUACUUACGUUGUCAACCUCCAAGAAGGAGAGGUCCAAUAAAUUAGACUGAAAGAAACAUCUGUAGGCCUAUAAACAUCUAUCGGCCUAUACAGGCCAAGAGUUGGACUUGCAAUGACAGUCUGUGUUUGACUUUGUCAUACUGACACACCCCAUCAUAAUAGACAAUACAUGUGCAGGUAGUUAUCUAAACAUGGACCAUUGAUGUUUAAGCCAUAUUUAAAUACAUUGUAAUGCAAUAACUAGAAAUGUACAAUCACCUCUCUGAUCACUGAUAAAAUGUGAACACAAAACAUCAGAAAACACUAGUAACUUUAUUAUUAACACAUUAUUCAGAGCACGUUAGUGAGGGUACGAGGUUCCACAGACACAAACACCCAAUGUCCAAUCUUGCUUCAUUAUUAAAUCAAGUAAAGAUACAAUAAUCCUAAUAAAACUGGGUAAAAUGAGUUCCUGAAUGUGUCUAGAUAUUGCACAGGAAAAUGUAAGCUCAGUGUUCCAUUUCUCAGCCAACCUAUUUCUAUUUUAUUUAAACUUGUUCCACUCUUACAAGUGUCUUGUGUAUUUUUGGCUGCAUGUCACUGCCCGCUCAACCCAGAUCUUAGAACCAGUAAAUGUUUUGCCUGCCCAGUGAGACAGGGGCUUCAGUUUCACCCCUACCCUGGGAUGUCAAGGAAAGGUCAAGUACAAGAGCACCUGGCAUAGCAUGGAGGGAAGGUCCACUAUUAAAUGAUGCUCAACUAGGAGCAUGUUCUGGAGGUUAAGUUGGUGAACAACAGUUAUGGGCACAAAUUGUACUGACAUGUUAUCACAAUGCCGACAGGUGUUGCAGUACAUGUAAUGUAGGGUAUGUAAAUACUUGUCAUUUUACAUUUAAGUCAUUUAGCAGACACUCUUAUCCAGAGCGCUUUACAGUAGUGAGUGCAUACAUUUAAAGAAAAGAAAAUGUUAAAUCGGUCCCCGUGGAAAUCGAAACCAGAACCCUAGCGUUGCAAGCGCCAUGCACGAACAACUGAGCUACACAUUACUCCUCAAAGUGAAUCUUACUGCGCAAUCUUGGCAACAUGUCACGCAAGUCUGUACUUUUAUUUUCGUUUCAUGUGUUCACCAGUUGUGUUAACGUAGUAAUAUAAAGCAAAGAGUUUGCCUCAGCCACAUUUGAGCUUUUCGGGACUUUUUCACGUUUUUAAGUCUUUUCAGUCUUAAGAUUUACAUUUACUACCGGAACCUGUGCCGUUAGACCUUUAUCGUUUGGCCAUGGAAUUUCUGAAAUCACACAAGGAGGACCUGCGCAAGUGGUUAUCAGCGAUGGAUGCUCUGUAUAUCAUUGCCAAGUGUGAAGAUAUCCUAACAGCUAAACAGGAUAAGGAUAUUCGCAAUCAAGAAACGGAUGAUAGGAAGAUCAGUCGUCUUUUGGAGACAUUCAUUGAAAUGGAAGAUAGUAAAUGUCAGGACUUCCUUAAGAUUCUGAAGGAAGAGCAGACACAUUAUCCAGGCCUUAAACAACAUUUCAUCAAGAGCACACAAGCUUCUUCCAGCCCAACGGUGCAUGCGGAUUGCAACAGCACUGUUGAUACCAGGAAAGUCACCAAUGUCCGAGGUAUAAAAGACUUAGACAUGCAUGUAACCGUUCAAGCAGGAUCAGGGAAUCCAUCUGGAAUGAUCGGUAGCCAACCACCCCCAUGUGCAGAUAUGGUUGCAACUAAACACAGCCAUAUAUUUGCAUCAGCGAUAUCGAACUGUACAAUCGAUGGCAACCUCAACAUGUCUGUGAUGCAGGCCCCAGCCCCCCAGGCCCCGCAGUGUCCAGUGCCACCAAAGCAAACAGAAGAUGUGUCCUCUUCUCAGGGCCCUGCCAUGAAAAUGAUCAUUGAGAAUAAGGUGAAACUCAUCGACUGGCUCCGAGCAGAUUCUGUCUUCAUUCUUCAACAUGUGCACUCCAAACGUAUUGUUACCGAUAGAGAGUAUCAAGAGCUGAAGAGCCUUUCAGUACCAGAGGCUGCUGUGACCGACCUGAUUGACAAGAUGAUUCUUAAGAAGGAAGAGACAUGCUCUCAGUUUCUUGAUACUCUCAAAGAAAGUGAGGUGAAUGACACCUAUCCCGAACUUAAGAAGUGGAUUACCACCUUAUUAUGACUAGGACCAUCACGGACCAAGAACAUGACAUGUUCUGCAUCGAUCUCUUCAAUUUCAGUCGAAUGUGGGUUUUUGACAAGAAACCGCGCAGCUCUGGUUAGCCGGGUGAAAAACGUGAAGGCCAUUGUCGAUGAUCUGCAGAGUGGAGGUUAUCAUGAUGAAAUGGCUGCCGUCGUGAAUGCCCAGUUGACACCACAAGAAAUGAUGAGGAAGCUCCUGGAUAGCGCGACCAGCACCGGGGCCGUUAACGCCCUGAUUCAAGCCCUUUUUACUCACCAGAAGGAUGUCAUGGAUGACCUGAUUGCUGAAAAUGCUUGAAGAGGUCAAUUGGUUCUUCAUUAUAAUUGAUGUAUAUCAGGGCUAUUUUUACCUUUUUUCUAUCACUUUUUUAUUCAUCUUAGCCACCAGCCUGGUCUCAUAGACUAGUAAACUUACAUCUGGGACACUCAGAAUAGUAUAAUAUGCUACAGUACAUUUGGUAUUGUAUGUUUACAUUAAACGAAUGUAGAGGGGUUGGUUAGGGUGGAUGAGUAUUCGUAUGAUGCAACGUGUCAACUACUUGCUACUUUUUUAUCUACUUUGCAACUACUUAGCAUGUUAGCUAACCCUUCCCCUAACUCUUAACCCUAAUCUUAACUCCUAACACUAACCCCAAGGCUAGCUAGCAUUAGCCACAACAAUUUUGAAUUCAUAACAUAUCAUACGUUUUGCAAAUUCGUAACAUAUUACAAAUUGCAAUUCGUAACAUAUCAUGCAAAUUGUAAUUUGUAACAUAUCAUAGGAAAUAGAUGGACAUUCACAAAUGAAUACAUACCAUACGAAAAGUAACAUAUAAUACUAAUUGGCUGUCCCGGAUAUAUAUUUACUCUGUUACGUCUACCCCCGAGUCCAGGUUGUUGCCACGUGUAAUUAUUGGUGGUGGUGCUAUUUUUUGACAAAAUCAGGACAAUAUCAUCUUUAAGGGAAAUAUUUAAAAAAAAAAUGCAAGACAAUAUAUUUUGAUUAUGUUGACUAUGGUUCUUUACAUUCCAAAUAUAAAAUGUAAAGGUGCAGUUUGAAGAUUUCCCACCGCAUUACCUUUAAAUGAAAUGUUGAAUUACUUACGUUGUCAACCUCCAAGAAGGAGAGGUCCAAUAAAUUAGACUGAAAGAAACAUCUGUAGGCCUAUAAACAUCUAUCGGCCUAUACAGGCCAAGAGUUGGACUUGCAAUGGCAGUCUGUGUUUGACUUUGUCAUACUGACACACCCCAUCAUAAUAGACAAUACAUGUGCAGGUAGUUAUCUAAACAUGGACCAUUGAUGUUUAAGCCAUAUUUAAAUACAUUGUAAUGCAAUAACUAGAAAUGUACAAUCACCUCUAUAACACUGAUAAAAUGUGAACACAAAACAUCAGAAAACACUAGUAACUUUAUUAUUAACACAUUAUUCAGAGCACGUUAGUGAGGGUACGAGGUUCCACAGACACAAACACCCAAUGUCCAAUCUUGCUUCAUUAUUAAAUCAAGUAAAGAUACAAUAAUCCUAAUAAAACUGGGUAAAAUGAGUUCCUGAAUGUGUCUAGAUAUUGCACAGGAAAAUGUAAGCUCAGUGUUCCAUUUCUCAGCCAACCUAUUUCUAUUUUAUUUAAACUUGUUCCACUCUUACAAGUGUCUUGUGUAUUUUUGGCUGCAUGUCACUGCCCGCUCAACCCAGAUCUUAGAACCAGUAAAUGUUUUGCCUGCCCAGUGAGACAGGGGCUUCAGUUUCACCCCUACCCUGGGAUGUCAAGGAAAGGUCAAGUACAAGAGCACCUGGCAUAGCAUGGAGGGAAGGUCCACUAUUAAAUGAUGCUCAACUAGGAGCAUGUUCUGGAGGUUAAGUUGGUGAACAACAGUUAUGGGCACAAAUUGUACUGACAUGUUAUCACAAUGCCGACAGGUGUUGCAGUACAUGUAAUGUAGGGUAUGUAAAUACUUGUCAUUUUACAUUUAAGUCAUUUAGCAGACACUCUUAUCCAGAGCGCUUUACAGUAGUGAGUGCAUACAUUUAAAGAAAAGAAAAUGUUAAAUCGGUCCCCGUGGAAAUCGAAACCAGAACCCUAGCGUUGCAAGCGCCAUGCACGAACAACUGAGCUACACAUUACUCCUCAAAGUGAAUCUUACUGCGCAAUCUUGGCAACAUGUCACGCAAGUCUGUACUUUUAUUUUCGUUUCAUGUGUUCACCAGUUGUGUUAACGUAGUAAUAUAAAGCAAAGAGUUUGCCUCAGCCACAUUUGAGCUUUUCGGGACUUUUUCACGUUUUUAAGUCUUUUCAGUCUUAAGAUUUACAUUUACUACCGGAACCUGUGCCGUUAGACCUUUAUCGUUUGGCCAUGGAAUUUCUGAAAUCACACAAGGAGGACCUGCGCAAGUGGUUAUCAGCGAUGGAUGCUCUGUAUAUCAUUGCCAAGUGUGAAGAUAUCCUAACAGCUAAACAGGAUAAGGAUAUUCGCAAUCAAGAAACGGAUGAUAGGAAGAUCAGUCGUCUUUUGGAGACAUUCAUUGAAAUGGAAGAUAGUAAAUGUCAGGACUUCCUUAAGAUUCUGAAGGAAGAGCAGACACAUUAUCCAGGCCUUAAACAACAUUUCAUCAAGAGCACACAAGCUUCUUCCAGCCCAACGGUGCAUGCGGAUUGCAACAGCACUGUUGAUACCAGGAAAGUCACCAAUGUCCGAGGUAUAAAAGACUUAGACAUGCAUGUAACCGUUCAAGCAGGAUCAGGGAAUCCAUCUGGAAUGAUCGGUAGCCAACCACCCCCAUGUGCAGAUAUGGUUGCAACUAAACACAGCCAUAUAUUUGCAUCAGCGAUAUCGAACUGUACAAUCGAUGGCAACCUCAACAUGUCUGUGAUGCAGGCCCCAGCCCCCCAGGCCCCAGCCCCCCAGUGUCCAGUGCCACCAAAGCAAACAGAAGAUGUGUCCUCUUCUCAGGUAGUCAAUUCCAAUUUUGUAUGAGAUGAAAAACGUAAUUAUUAAACAUAAUUAUUGUUUUCUUUGAGAAACAAACAACUUGUCGGUAAAAAUUGCUUCUCUAGGGCCCUGCCAUGAAAAUGAUCAUUGAGAAUAAGGUGAAACUCAUCGACUGGCUCCGAGCAGAUUCUGUCUUCAUUCUUCAACAUGUGCACUCCAAACGUAUUGUUACCGAUAGAGAGUAUCAAGAGCUGAAGAGCCUUUCAGUACCAGAGGCUGCUGUGACCGACCUGAUUGACAAGAUGAUUCUUAAGAAGGAAGAGACAUGCUCUCAGUUUCUUGAUACUCUCAAAGAAAGUGAGGUGAAUGACACCUAUCCCGAACUUAAGAAGUGGAUUACCACCUUAUUAUGACUAGGACCAUCACGGACCAAGAACAUGACAUGUUCUGCAUCGAUCUCUUCAAUUUCAGUCGAAUGUGGGUUUUUGACAAGAAACCGCGCAGCUCUGGUUAGCCGGGUGAAAAACGUGAAGGCCAUUGUCGAUGAUCUGCAGAGUGGAGGUUAUCAUGAUGAAAUGGCUGCCGUCGUGAAUGCCCAGUUGACACCACAAGAAAUGAUGAGGAAGCUCCUGGAUAGCGCGACCAGCACCGGGGCCGUUAACGCCCUGAUUCAAGCCCUUUUUACUCACCAGAAGGAUGUCAUGGAUGACCUGAUUGCUGAAAAUGCUUGAAGAGGUCAAUUGGUUCUUCAUUAUAAUUGAUGUAUAUCAGGGCUAUUUUUACCUUUUUUCUAUCACUUUUUUAUUCAUCUUAGCCACCAGCCUGGUCUCAUAGACUAGUAAACUUACAUCUGGGACACUCAGAAUAGUAUAAUAUGCUACAGUACAUUUGGUAUUGUAUGUUUACAUUAAACGAAUGUAGAGGGGUUGGUUAGGGUGGAUGAGUAUUCGUAUGAUGCAACGUGUCAACUACUUGCUACUUUUUUAUCUACUUUGCAACUACUUAGCAUGUUAGCUAACCCUUCCCCUAACUCUUAACUCCUAACACUAACCCCAAGGCUAGCUAGCAUUAGCCACAACAAUUUUGAAUUCAUAACAUAUCAUACGUUUUGCAAAUUCGUAACAUAUUACAAAUUGCAAUUCGUAACAUAUCAUGCAAAUUGUAAUUUGUAACAUAUCAUAGGAAAUAGAUGGACAUUCACAAAUGAAUACAUACCAUACGAAAAGUAACAAUAAUACUAAUUGGCUGUCCCGGAUAUAUAUUUACUCUGUUACGUCUACCCCCGAGUCCAGGUUGUUGCCACGUGUAAUUAUUGGUGGUGGUGCUAUUUUUUGACAAAAUCAGGACAAUAUCAUCUUUAAGGGAAAUAUUUUUCAAAAAAAUGCAAGACAAUAUAUUUUGAUUAUGUUGACUAUGGUUCUUUACAUUCCAAAUAUAAAAUGUAAAGGUGCAGUUUGAAGAUUUCCCACCGCAUUACCUUUAAAUGAAAUGUUGAAUUACUUACGUUGUCAACCUCCAAGAAGGAGAGGUCCAAUAAAUUAGACUGAAAGAAA
This is a messenger RNA of Salmo salar (Atlantic salmon), 10687 nucleotides long. Lineage: Eukaryota; Metazoa; Chordata; Actinopteri; Salmoniformes; Salmonidae. The record is from RefSeq and is a predicted model, not a curated record.